AUGUCGGGAUGGGAAGCAUAUGUCAGCUCCUUCAUCUCAAUCUCGCCUGCAGUGAAGAGAGCAGCGAUAAUCACUUUUGAGGCCGGUAUCUGGGCCAAAACAGGAGGGCCAAGGGAGUUCAAGGCAACCACGGCGGAGCUGAAAAAGUUGAUCAGCGAUUUCGAUCACCCUGCCGAGGUUCUGGCGAACGGCGUCAAUCUCGAAAACGUCCACUACAUCAUCCCUAGCGCUGAUGAGAACCUAAUCUUUGGCAAGAGAGGGAAGAUGGGCUUCUUCGCCGCCAAGACUAAGACUGUCGUUAUUAUCAUCAUCUACGAAGGAGACUAUGAAGAAUCUUCCAUUGUGCGCAAAGGUAUCGAGAAAGUAUCCAGCUACCUCGUCAGCAUCGACUACUGA
Molecule: messenger RNA, 396 nt
Organism: Ostertagia ostertagi
Lineage: Eukaryota; Metazoa; Nematoda; Chromadorea; Rhabditida; Trichostrongylidae
Source: the annotation of a GenBank genome assembly